CCUCAUUUACAAAUCCAGAUAACUUUUCAUCUGCUUCCUCCACCAAGCAUGGCUGCUCUCACUGAAUUCUUCUCCCACCUCUACACCAUGACCGUCGUCGUCUUCACUCUCCUUCUCCUCGAAAUCGUAAUCCUCAUCAGGUCCAUCACCGGCGGCGUUUCCGACUCCGAGAAACGCCUCAUCAGCACCACCCAGUACCUCAAAUUCAUCGAAGAAAAGAACCCAACAAUCAUUCACUCCACAAGAUCAUCGUCCAUGGUAGAUCAGUCGUCGAGUCAGUGUACCGUGUGUUUGUCGGAGCUGGAAGAAGGCGAGAAAGUGAGGAAAUUGAAAUGUAAACACACUUUCCACAAGGACUGCCUUGAUAGGUGGCUCCAACAGUACUGGGCUACUUGCCCACUUUGUAGGACAAAGGUUUUACCCGAUGAGAUCGUGUCUAACUAUCACAGGCUGCAAAAUCAGGUAGAGUAUGAUGGAAGUGAUGAGGAGAUGAUAUUCUUCUUGUCUGCUCUACAUGAUAAUAGUUUACACAGAUUGUUCUGAUUUCUCCUUUCUUAUACUUCUAGGAUUCUUUUCUGGGUAAAUUUUGACGUAGAUUCUAGUUUGAUCUAUGU
This is a messenger RNA of Hibiscus syriacus, 614 nucleotides long. RefSeq names its product probable E3 ubiquitin-protein ligase XERICO. Lineage: Eukaryota; Viridiplantae; Streptophyta; Magnoliopsida; Malvales; Malvaceae. The transcript is spliced from 2 exons. The record is from RefSeq and is a predicted model, not a curated record. Bases 49 to 543 code for a protein of 164 amino acids.